GGUGAGCGGUGCAGCCAUAUUAACGCGCUUCGAGUUCAGCAGAGGGGAGUAUCCGCGGCUGCAGCCUUGCCAUAGAACCAUCUCAUCUCAAAUCCCACUUGCUCUGGAAGGCACUGUGGAAACGUCAUCUCGUAGGCUAUCCGAGGUAUUUGGAAACCAAAGGUACAGCUCCGCGCACAAACUCAGGAGAAGGAAACAAAAUGCCUAAAGCUGUCAAUGUUCGCGUCACCACCAUGGACGCUGAGCUGGAGUUUGCCGUUCAGCCCAGCACCACUGGCAAACAGCUCUUUGACCAGGUGGUAAAGACCAUUGGCUUGAGGGAAGUCUGGUACUUUGGCCUUCAGUAUAUGGACGCCAAAGGAUACCAUACCUGGCUGAAGCUUGACAAAAAGGUGUCGUCCCAGGAUGUGAAGAAGGAGAACCCGCUGCAGUUCAAGUUCCGCGCCAAGUUCUUCCCCGAGGACGUCUCUGAGGAGCUGAUCCAGGACAUCACCCAGAAGCUGUUUUUCAUGCAGGUGAAGGAGGGCAUCCUGAGCGAUGAGGUCUACUGCCCCCCAGAGACCGCCGUGCUGCUGGCCUCCUACUCCGUCCAGGCCAAGUUCGGAGACUUCACCCGGGACCUCCACCGGCCAGGCUACCUCACCUCAGACCACCUGCUGCCCCAGCGUGUUCUGGAGCAGCAUAAGUUGUCCAGGGAGCAGUGGGAGGAGAGGAUCCAGGUGUGGCACGAGGAACACCGUGGAAUGCUCAAAGAGGAUGCCAUGCUGGAGUACCUGAAGAUCGCCCAGGACCUGGAGAUGUACGGCGUCAACUACUUUGACAUCAAAAACAAGAAGGGGACCGAGCUGUGGCUGGGUGUGGACGCCCUUGGACUCAACAUCUACGAGAAGGAAGACAAACUGACCCCGAAGAUUGGCUUCCCCUGGAGCGAGAUCAGAAACAUCUCCUUCAACGACAAGAAGUUCAUCAUCAAGCCCAUUGACAAGAAGGCCCCGGACUUUGUGUUCUACGCCCCUCGCCUGCGCAUCAACAAGCGCAUCCUGCAGCUGUGCAUGGGCAACCACGAGCUGUACAUGCGCCGCCGCAAGCCAGACACCAUCGAGGUGCAGCAGAUGAAGGCCCAGGCCAGCGAGGAGAAACACCAGAAACAGUUGGAGAGGGCCCAGCUGGAGAACGAGAAGAAGAAGAGGGAGGCCAUCGAGUUAGAGAAGGAGCAGAUGGAGAGAGAGAAGCAGGAGCUAAUGAUGAGGCUCUACCAGUUUGAGGAGAAGACCAAGAAGGCAGAGAAAGACCUUCAGGAGCAGAUGCAACGUGCCAUGCAGCUGGAGGUGGAGAGGAGGAAGGCGGAGGACGAGGCUGCCCGCCUGGAGGCUGAGCGUCAGGCCGCCCUGCUGGCCAAGGAGGAGCUGGCCCGUCACGCCCAGGACCAGAUGCACAACCAGGAGCAGCUGGCUGCGGAGCUGGCCGAGCACACGGCUAAGAUCGCCCUGCUGGAGGAGGCCAAGAGACGCAAGGAGGAAGAGGCCGACACAUGGCAGCACAGGGCCCAGGAGGCCCAGGAAGACCUGCUGAAGACCAAGGAGGAGCUGCACAUGGUGAUGACGGCUCCUCCUCCGCCGCCCCCUCCCCCCAUGUUUGUGGAGGUGCCCAUGUUCGUGGACAACCACGAGGUGACGACUCCGGCGGAGGAGCAGAACGACCACGACAGCGAAGAGAACAACAGCACAUACAGCGCCGACCUGCAGAACGAGGGCUUCCAUGAUCACCGCCUGGAGGAGGAGCGUCUCACUGAGACCGAGAAGAAUGAGCGCGUGCAGAAACAGCUUAUGGCCCUGAGCUCGGAGCUGGCCCAGGCGCGUGACGACACUAAGCAUACCCAGAACGACCUGCUCCACACAGAGAAUGUGCGCGCCGGCCGGGACAAGUACAAGACCCUGCGGCAGAUCCGAUCGGGCAACACCAAGCAGAGGAUCGACGAGUUUGAGGCCUUAUAAGAGGGCCCUUUCUUCCUAGGCCACGAGGGCCUCACAGCCACGUACCCUUUCUGAAUAGUGUCUGAACUCAUCCCCUCCACUGCUACACGCACACGCAGACACACACACACACACGGAGACAGACACACAUGCACGUCAGUGCACAAACAUUUGACAUUCUAGUCAUUUAGCAGACGUCCUUAUCCAGAGCGACUUACAUUUAGUGAAUUCAUCACACCUACAAGAGCAGUAUGAAGAGUGAGUGACACACUUUUACUACAGUAGUUACUCCUUAGCUCCCUAACUUCUUUAAUAAACUGUCAGG
Messenger RNA from Salvelinus namaycush (lake trout), 2298 nucleotides. RefSeq names its product radixin-like. The record is from RefSeq and is a predicted model, not a curated record. Lineage: Eukaryota; Metazoa; Chordata; Actinopteri; Salmoniformes; Salmonidae. Gene Ontology annotation, molecular function: actin binding; cell adhesion molecule binding. Gene Ontology annotation, biological process: positive regulation of early endosome to late endosome transport; positive regulation of protein localization to early endosome; regulation of organelle assembly. Bases 201 to 1994 code for a protein of 597 amino acids. Gene Ontology annotation, cellular component: plasma membrane; apical part of cell; filopodium. The transcript is spliced from 15 exons.